AUGAGUGAAGGGCUUUUCCCUAAUGGGAGUGAAGGUGGAAGUGGCUGGGAACUAACAGAGAAAUCAGCCGGCCCGGUCCAUCCAUUCCACCCUAACAUAUCGGUUAGGAGAGGUGUAUUGGCUACAGAGUGUGCUGAUGUCAUGCAGCAAUUCUUCCAGCUAAGGAGACGUGAGAAGGAGAAGAAAGAGAAACCAGAGUCAUCAACCUCAUCACCAUCACCUUCAUGUCUUCCUAUAUCAAGACAACCUGUGAAAUUUUUUACCAAGAUGCACGAUGCCUUCCACGUUAUGUUCUGUUUGUAA
Messenger RNA from Thlaspi arvense, 303 nucleotides. NCBI's taxonomy places the organism in Eukaryota, Viridiplantae, Streptophyta, Magnoliopsida, Brassicales, Brassicaceae. The record is from the annotation of a GenBank genome assembly.